AUGUUCUGGUUAAGUUUCUUAAAGCAGUCAACACUUGUGCAUUUAUGUUUUGCAAUAUCAUACUUUACCUCUGGCCUGCUGCUGAAUUUUGUGCAGGCAAUUUUAUAUUUUGGCCUUCGACCAUUUAAUAAAACAUUGUACAGAAAAAUAAAUUACUACCUCUCAUAUUCAUUUGCAUGUCAAUUGGUGUUUAUGUCAGAAUGGUGGGCAGGAACAAACUUAACAAUUUAUGUUAACAAAGAUGAGUAUGAUAAAUACUAUGGUAAAGAACAUGGGUACCUUAUCAUGAAUCAUAGUUAUGAGAUAGAUUGGCUGAUGGGAUGGCAAUUUUGUGAUGGUAUAGGAGUAUUAGGAAAUUGUAAAGCAUAUGCGAAAAAGUCCAUCCAAUAUAUGCCACCCAUCGGUUGGAUGUGGAAAUUUUCCGAGUUUGUGUUCUUAGAGAGAUCUUUCGAGAAGGACAAGGAAAUUAUAAAGCAGCAGAUUGGGAAAAUUUGCGAAUACCCCGAUCCUGUCUGGCUAUUACUGACACCCGAAGGAACUAGAUUCACCGAAAAGAAACACGAGGCGUCAUUGAAAUUCGCUAUGGAAAAGAAUUUACCGCUUCUAAAGCAUCAUUUGACACCUCGCACUAGAGGAUUUACAACGAGUCUAACUCACUUCAGAGGAAAAAUACCUGUUAUUUACAACAUCCAGUUGGCCUUCGAGAAAGAUGCCAAGGUCCCGCCGACAUUAAUGAGCAUGUUGUUUGGUAAGCCUGUGCAUGCGCACUUGUACAUUGAGCGAAUACCAGUGGAGCAGAUUCCAGAGGGAGAAGCCGAAAGUGCCAAAUGGCUGCACGAUCUCUUCGUCGUAAAGGACAAAAUGAUGGAAUCGUUUGCGAAUACGGGUGAUUUCUUCCAAGAGUCUGGUGUGAAGAGAGUGGAACCGUUCCACCGUCGCCCUCGCAUCUAUUCGCUGUUAAACACGGUGGGAUGGGCCAUCGUAACCCUAACUCCGAUGCUUUAUUACUUAGUGGGACUUCUGUUCAGCGGAAGACUCAUCUACUUCUCGAUUGGCGCCGCUAUUGUCGCAGCUUUUUACAUACUCCUUCAAAAAUCAAUUGGUAUGUCUCAAAUCAGCCACGGUUCUUCGUAUGGAACAGAGAAAAAGUAG
Molecule: messenger RNA, 1152 nt
Organism: Pieris macdunnoughi
Lineage: Eukaryota; Metazoa; Arthropoda; Insecta; Lepidoptera; Pieridae
Source: the annotation of a GenBank genome assembly